Messenger RNA from Silurus meridionalis, 2203 nucleotides. RefSeq names its product dual specificity phosphatase 1 (gene dusp1). Gene Ontology annotation, biological process: endoderm formation; negative regulation of p38MAPK cascade; protein dephosphorylation. The transcript is spliced from 4 exons. Gene Ontology annotation, molecular function: protein tyrosine/threonine phosphatase activity; MAP kinase tyrosine/serine/threonine phosphatase activity. Bases 185 to 1327 code for a protein of 380 amino acids. NCBI's taxonomy places the organism in Eukaryota, Metazoa, Chordata, Actinopteri, Siluriformes, Siluridae. The record is from RefSeq and is a predicted model, not a curated record. Gene Ontology annotation, cellular component: cytoplasm; nucleus.
GAGCAGAAAGAAACAACGUACCGGAAACGUGAAUUGAACUUUGAAGAAAAGAAAAGAAAAGAAAAGGAAAACAACGAGAUAUUUUUUUUUAGAAGAUCUUACUACUUCAUUCGGGAAUCGUAUUAGAGAAUCUAAUUACACUUAUUUUUUUUGUGUGUACGGAUCUAUUUCCUGCUCGUACUUUAUGUAUUUAGAUUUGUCCCGUCCUGCGCGUCGUCCUACUAUGGUCAUAAUGGAGAUCACGAACAUCGACUGCGGCUCUCUGCGGGCGCUUUUGGAGGGAACUGGAGCCGGCUGUCUUGUUCUGGACUGCCGCUCGUUCUUCUCCUUCAGCUCUUCUCACAUUUCCGGCUCGACAAACGUGCGCUUCAGCGCCAUAAUGCGGCGCAGAGCGCGCGGAGGACUCGGGCUAGAACACAUUGUUCCCAAUGAGGACACGCGGAGCAGACUGCUCUCCGGAGAGUACCGGACUGUGGUUCUGCUCGAUGAUCGGAGUGUAGACUUCAAACAGGUGAAGAACGACGGGACACUGAUGCUGGCCGUGACCGCUUUGAGUCGUAACAACCCCCGCGGAGUGGACGUGUUUUUCCUGAAAGGUGGCUUCGAGACGUUUUCAUCCGAGUUCCCUGAAAUGUGUACCAAAGCUCCACCACCACAAGGCUUGAGUCUGUCCCUGAGCCCCAACUGCCCCCCGGGAAGUGCAGAAUCAGGCUGCAACAACUGCACCACUCCUCUCUACGAUCAGGGUGGCCCAGUUGAAAUUCUACCUUUUCUAUACCUUGGAAGCGCUUACCAUGCUUCCCGUAAAGAUAUGCUGGACAUGUUGGGCAUCACAGCACUCAUCAACGUCUCCUCCAACUGCCCGAAUCAUUUUGAGGACCAUUAUCAGUACAAGAGCAUUCCAGUCGAAGACAACCACAAAGCGGACAUUAGCUCCUGGUUUAAUGUGGCGAUUGAAUUUAUUGACUCUGUGAAAAACAAAGGUGGCCGUGUCUUUGUGCACUGCCAGGCGGGCAUCUCGCGCUCAGCCACCAUCUGUCUGGCCUACCUCAUGCGUACCAAUCGCGUCAAGUUGGACGAGGCUUUCGAGUUCGUCAAACAGCGCCGCAGUAUCAUCUCACCCAACUUCAGCUUCAUGGGCCAGCUGCUGCAGUUCGAGUCACAGGUGCUCGCCACAUCCACCUGCUCGUCGGAGGCGAGCAGUCCAGCACUAAGCAAGAGUGGCACUGUUUUCAACUUUCCUGUCUCCAUUCCUGUCCAUGCUGGUGCCAGUCCAUUGUCCUUUUUGUCCCAUCAUAGUCCCAUCACCCCUUCACCAACCUGCUAAAUAGACUUCAUUAUUCUGAUACUGUUGAUGGAGACAUCCUGGUCAUUUUUAAAAUGUCUUGUAAUUGGAGGUCACAUUGACUCUGCUUGUCUAAAAGAUUAUAACACAACCAUCAGAGUUACAACCACGGGCUGGCCUCGUGUCUUGUUGAUUCACUGAUUACUGUAGUAUUUUUUAUAGCAGGACUCUUGCUCCUAAACUAUAUCUUCAUGCAGUUCUGGUUAGGAAUAGGUGGCUGGUCCAGAUUGUUCACCAGGGCUGCCUUUGUUUUGAAAACACUCAAUGUUGAUUGAACUGAAGAGAAUGGGCAUUCAUCAGAGUGUGAAUGUUUGUUGUCUGUUUGCUGCAGUCACCACAAUUUGAGCCUUGCAACUGAUAAUCAUCGGGCCUUCUGUUUUCUCAGGAAGAGUAAUCUUUAUUUCUUGACUCUCUUAAUCUUUGUUUAUCAUACACACAAUCUGAAGUGGCUGCAAGUUGUCAGACUUUAAGGUGCUAACCUGACUGAAUGUCCCCUCUUUUUUUUCUUUUCUUCUCUUUUUUUGUGAAUAAUGAAUGUAUUUAUUUUCUAUGGCAAGACCUUCUGCCUUCGGACAAUGAAAGUGAAACAUGGCUCUUUUUAAGGGCCUCUGUGCCUUUCAGACGUUUAACCAGCCUACCAAGAUGUUUGUUUUGUCUUGUAAACAAACACGAAAUACCUCAUGUGUGUGUAAUUUUGGCAGUCCUGCAAGAUCCACAACCUAUAAAAUUGGAGUGACUUCCAGGAGACUGUAUCAAUAUGUGAUAUUUAUUUACUAAAUUAAUAUAUUUCAUAUGGUAUAUUUUUUACAAUCUUUGUGAUAUGUUUUGAUACUGACAAAUAAAAUGUUUUGUACAUCA